This is a messenger RNA of Naegleria fowleri, 1386 nucleotides long. RefSeq lists its product as uncharacterized. Lineage: Eukaryota; Heterolobosea; Eutetramitea; Acrasida; Naegleriidae. The coding region runs from base 1 to 1386 and encodes 461 amino acids. The transcript has a single exon. The record is from RefSeq and is a predicted model, not a curated record.
AUGUCUACUCAACUCACAUUCUCUGGUAGUUGCGAAUAUACUGGCUUAGCCUAUCCCAAAGAGUCCGAUCUCUACUGUAUGGCCACUAUUCAAGCUCCCGAAUAUGAAGCUGAUGAACGCAAAGAACGAGCAGGAAUUGAUCUUGUGUGCGUCAUUGAUAAAUCAGGUUCCAUGGCUGGUAGCAAGAUUGAAUUGGUCAAAUCCACUCUCGCUUUCAUGUUUGAUCAAUUGAAAUCAUCAGAUCGUGUUGCUUUGGUUGAAUUUGAUAGUUCCAUCUCUACCUCUCUCUCCUUCACCAACAUGAAUGAAGAAGGAAAACAAAAAGCCAAACAAGUCGCCAAGAACAUCCAUGCAGGAACAUGUACCAAUUUGAGUGGUGGUUUGUUUGAAGGAUUGAGAUUGAUCAAACAACGAACCACUUGCAAUGAAAUUACUUCCAUUUUGUUAUUUACGGAUGGUUUGGCGAAUGAGGGCAUAACCAACACUUCGGAAAUUGUGUCCAAAAUGAAUACGACCAUUCAUGAAGAGAUUAGAAAGCAAAUUACUUGUUUUACCUUUGGUUUUGGAUCCGAUACAGAUGCGAACAUGUUGACAUCCAUUGCACAAGCAGGAAAUGGUCUCUAUUACUUUUUGAAUAAUGUCGAUGACAUUCCAAAGGCAUUUGGUAACGUGAUUGGUGGCCUCGUGAGUGUCGUUGCACAAAAUAUCAAAGUGAAGAUUAUGCCAAAUUCAAAUGUGAAAUUGAAAAAGGUCUUUACGACAUUCAGAAAGACAGAUUUGAGUGGUGGUACUGGUUGUGAAAUUGCUGUUGGUGACAUUUACUCGGAAGAGAAGAAGGAUUUGGUCUUUGUGCUCACUGUUCCAGCAUUGAAUGGUCCUGUUGCUAUGCAAGAAUUGGCUAAAUUGCAAUUACAAUACUUUAACGUCAUUACUACUGAUAAUGAAGGAUUUGAAUUUGAAAUUAUUGUCAACAGACAAAGCAGUCAAGAUCCAGAUAAAAAGACAGCAAACUAUCAAUUGGACAUUCAACGAAACAGAGUCGAAUCUGGUGAAGCCAUGGAGAAGGCCAAGAAUCUUUCUGAUCAAGGAAAACUCGAAGAAGGACGAAAAUUACUCACUGAAGCUAUUGAAAAGAUUGAAUCAUCAGUGAGUGGUAAAGAUGAAUUCUGCGUGGGUUUAAUUAAGGAUUUGACAGACUGUAAGAAUAACAUGGUGGAUCGAACGACCUAUUCCAACGUUGGAUCAAAGAUGCUCAACAAUUAUUGGUCAGCUCAAAUGUGCCAAAGAGCUACUUCGUGUGAAUCAAGUAACACCCAAGGAGCUUAUACGAACAAGAAAAAGGCUGCCAUGACUUCUGCAUUCAGCGAAGCAUUGAAAAAGAAAUAA